GCUUCGGGUGGCAACGGUCUGGUUAUGUGUCUUGGGAAUCGAUCUUACUCGCCCUCACCCUCAGGAAGGACAACAUUGCAUAUGACGACACCUGGAGGACACCGAGCAAGAGGAAAGGAGAGGAUGCUGGAAGGAAGGUUCAGAAUUGGCUGGGCUGUUAAAAUGCCUUACAAUGAACUGCCUACUAUCAACACAUUAUCACACACACACACAUACACACACACACACACACAUAUGAUGAGAUCUUCAUAUUGAGGCAGUGAAGAGCAACCUAACCUCAUCAUCUUGUGAAGGAAAACUGCUUAGAAGAAGAAGAUGCUGUACAAAUCAGUCUCCCGGCAGUCUCCCUUGGCCAGUCUGCGUCGUGAGGUCAGGCUGAGGCGCCACAGACAGUCACUGCUGCUCUAUGUCCAUCUGCCUGACCCCAGCGACCCCUUGACCAAGUACAGCGACUGCCACUUUGAGGAGCUCUUCAGGCUGACCAAGGCAUCAUUCCGGGAGCUGCUCACCAUCAUCCAGGGUGACCUAGACCGCUGGGACAACCGUGGCCGCCCUCUACCGCCACCCUACCAGCUGCUCCUCGCACUGCACUUCUACGCUACCGGCUCACUGCAGAAGGAGAUCGGGGAGCGUCACGGGCUGGCAGUGAGUCAGCCAACUGUCUGCCGCACCAUCCAGCGAGUGUCCGAGGCUCUGGCACGACGCUACGAGGAGUUUGUGGUGUUCCCGUCCAUCAGUGAAGCCCCGGACAUACAUGCAAGAUUCUACGCGACAUCACACUUCCCAAACAUCAUUGGGGCCAUCGCCUGCACCCACAUAAGGAUCUCCAACCCGGGGGGGGCCAUGGCGGAGCAGUGCCGUAAUACUCAAGGUUGGCACUCCCUUAAAUGCCAAGUGGUGGUGGGGCCAGACCUGCGCAUCCUGACAGCAACCACUCGUUUUGGCGGCAGUGUCCCGAGCCACCUUAUCUACGAGAGGUCAGGGCUGCGUCGGGUGCUUGAGCAGGGGGAGUACGGGCACCUGGUGGGGGGCAGGGGGUACCAGUGCACGCGGUACCUCCUCACACCCAUCCCCAGCCCCUCCACGCAGGGCGAGAGAAGGUACAACCACGCCCAUGCUGCCAUAUGCCAUAGGGUGCAGUCUGCCAUUGGGUUAGUCCAGCGACGGUUCCAAUGCAUGGCGAGGGAGCUCCGUUCGAACCCCAAGACGUCCUGCGCUGUCAUCCUGUCCUGCUUUGCCCUCCACAACUUCCUCCUGCAGCGUCAAGGCCCAGGGGAGGUCUCCGAGGGUCCAUGUGCCCCCGAUGACGGCCCACAGGAAAGGUUCGCCGGGGAAAGUGAGAGUGAUGCUGAAGGGGAGUCCUACAGGUGCCACGUCCUGCACGAGUGGUUCAGCGACGAGGCGGAGGACCAGGAGACUCACCUUGGCCCUUCAGAGAGUGUUGUGUCACCCAACCUGCCCUGAUGUCUGCUUCAUAGACCUCCUUGAAGAUUGAGACUCUGGCACUCCUCUCCCCUGCACGCCUUGGCCCUCUCUCCCUCCUCCCUCCCUCACAGGGGUGUGUGUGGGUGUGAUGUCUGUGGCAGCUCUCCAACAUGCUGCCGGGAUAGUGAGACUGACACCUUGCAGACAGCACUGGGAGGCCAAGGUGUCCAUCACAUGCUGUUGGGAGAAAAGGCAUCGUCAUUAACUUGCAAGAAAGUUCCACGGACUCAAGACGGAAGUUACUGAGGAAACACGUCUUGUAUUGGUGGCUCCCUUGGUAUGCCAUGCUCCGUUCACUUCAACCAGAUUCCCAGCUCCCAGCUGAGAAAGUAAGGAUGCUGCUGUUGGUGGGCUCUGAACAUAUGUGACUGUUGGGCUGCAAGACUUAACCCCUUGACUGCGGAUUUCCUACAAGAAGACCUCACCAAGCUACAGGAAUGGAGCAAAAAGUGGCUGCUACAAUUCAAUGAAGAAAAAUCUAAAGUCCUGUGCUUGGGAGGGGAUAUCCAGCAUACCAGUACCACAUGGGAAACACUCCACUAUCCACCACAGAGGUGGAGAAUGACCUAGGAGUAUGUGUUACCAGGCUACCAGACAAAUCAGCAGCUUCCUUACUGACUCAGCAAGGGAGCCAGUUGAGGUGAAUGGACUAUAUAGUUCUUAGGGCUGACCAUUUGUAACACUGUUUGGAAAUGUGUGUGGAAGACUUGGAAUAAAUUUGAGGGACAGUCUUAUGGGUUUACUUUAAUCAAAAAGCUUGCUGUUUUUCUCCGGAGCCUUGAAGAGGUAGUUAUGACUUAGUACAGUUUUUAAGGCCUGUUUUUGGCCACUUUUUGCUGUUUUUAUUGUGGAAAACUUGUAAUAUUGGCAUUAGGACAAUUUUUAAGGCCUGUUUUUAGCCACUUUUUUGCUGUUUUUAUUGCAGAGGUCUUGUAAAAUUGGCAUUAGUACAAUUUUUACGGCCUGUUCUUAGCUACUUUUUGAUAUUUUUACUGCAGAACACUUGCAAAAUUGUUAUGAAAUCUGUAUCAGUAUGAAUAAAAUGUCUAAAAACUUCCACAAAUAUAAAUCAAACAGGAUUAAAAACUGAAUUAAACCUUAGCAAAGUAAUACAAAGUGAUGUAUCUUUACUGGAUAAAGUAUUGUGGAGAUGUUUUAAAUAUGCUGAGCUGAUAAUUAAGAAAUAUAUUGAAAAGUUAUAAUAAAACGUUUUACUGGA
Eriocheir sinensis (Chinese mitten crab) is the source of this 2704-nucleotide messenger RNA. Its product is annotated as putative nuclease HARBI1. Bases 316 to 1464 code for a protein of 382 amino acids. The transcript has 8 exons. Lineage: Eukaryota; Metazoa; Arthropoda; Malacostraca; Decapoda; Varunidae. The record is from RefSeq and is a predicted model, not a curated record.